GUUAUACACGCUCACUCUGCGUCUGUGUACAGUUGCUUAGCACCGCUUGAGAUCCCCUGGCCACCUCAGACGGUGCUGUACGCUCUGCCAUGGAGAACUUCAAGGAGCGCGAAGCGAGGGUGGUAGACUACCUCGAUGACAAGCUGCAAACCAUGGACGACCUUGAUUCGCUCAACGCUCUACUCUCAACUCUCCGCAAUAAUCAUACCCUACUCCAGCAGCAACUUGAGGAAGCAGGACGCGAUCACGAAGAGGCCAAGAGUGCUUCGAACCGCCACGGGGCCGCGCAGAAAGAACGCGCAGCCCAGUUCAUCAAGGAGCAGGCGGAUAUCGAUAACAGGUUGAUGAUUAUAACGAGGUCCGAUACCAGUGAUGAAGCUGUUGGGCGCUUCGAGGCGAGCUUAGAGAAGCUGGCACGGCUCGACGUUGCCAAUGCAUAUGUGGAAUUGCUACAAGACGUGGACACUCUCAACAAAGAAGCACAAUCCCAACUCCAAACAUCAAGCGAAGCAGCCCUGGGCCCAUACAAGCAAUUGCAAUCCCUCGUCACCCGCUUGGUACCUCUACAUGAAGCCGCCGAAGGCGCAACCCCACAUCUCCUCGACCACGUCGUGAAGACCUCCCAAUCCCUCCGCAAACAAAUUAAAGAUGCCUUUGCAGCCGAUAUGGAAGCUAUACUCAAAGAGAUCAAAUGGCCGACUCCUAAAGCAGUCAUUCCAGCUACCCUCCAAAGUCGGUGGGAUGCCUGCAUUGCGAAAUUGCUGGACCUACAAAUGCCUGAGUUGGAAGCCCUGGAGAGCUCGCCGGUGGGCAAGAGCGGCGUGAAAACUCCUAUCGUUCUCUUUCCAUUAGAAGUUCUUGUAGACCCUCUCCAGGCCCGUUUCCGCUACCACUUUGGAGGCAAUCGGCCUACCAACCGCCUCGACAAGCCAGAAUGGUUCCUUGCCGACAUCACAAAAAUCUUGAACGAGUACGACGACUUUAUGGUCAAUUACGUGCAGCCAGUACUCUCCGCACGCUUUAGAGGAACAGAUAUGGCAAUGAACCUGGUCUACAUUCACGCCAGAUCUGCAUUCGUUACGGCACUACUACCAAUGGUCCGCUCCAAGAUCUUUGCCACGCUUCCGAAAGUCUCCAACGACCCUCAACUAUUUAGCCAUCUCAUGCAUGAGAUCAUGAGCUUCGAUACUACCAUUCGUGAUGAUUGGCAAUAUGACGGUGGAAAUGGGAUUGAUGGGUGGAAAGGAUUAGCGUGGGAAGUCUUGGACCAGAGUAAUUGGUUCGGCCUAUGGCUAGGAGUGGAAAAGACUUUCGCACUAUCCCGGUACCACGAGAUAAUCUCCGCACCCGACAUGGGAGAUUUGGACUAUGAGUCCGUUAACUCCAACGCGACCAAGCCUACCAAAGGCGCCAUUCGUGUCAACGAUCUCCUCGAAACAAUCACUGACCGCUAUCGUUCUCUUACCUCCUUCAAUCAUAAGAUUCGAUUCCUGAUAGACAUCCAAAUCUCCAUCUUCGACCUGUUCCACGAACGCCUUCAUUCGGGGCUUGAGGCUUACCUGGCCAUGACUUCCUCACUAGGCCGCACCGUGCAGGGAGUCACCAAGGAAGAGCAAGCCAAGCUUCACGGUGUCGAGGGUCUAGAACGCCUAUGCCGCAUCAACGGAAGCGCAGACUAUCUCCAGCGCGCCAUGCGCGACUGGAGCGAAGACAUCUUCUUCAUCGAGCUGUGGGACGAGCUUCGCGAGCGUGCGCAGCGCUCCACAUCUCCCUCUCACGGCCUCGGCGCAGACCUCUCCAUCGCCGAUGUAGCAGGCAAAACCUCCACCACCGUCACCGAAGGAGGGGCAGACGCUGAUAACGGCGCUCUGUUUGAUGAAACUGCAGAAGCGUACAGGAAGCUCAGGAUCCGAUCUGAGGGGAUCAUUGUCGAUGUCCUCAGCUCGAAAGUGCGCGAGACGCUGCGUGCUUACCGAGGCAUCAACCCGUGGGCGACCCUUUCUGGCUCUUCAACCACCAUUUUGUCACCCACUGCGGAGCUCGACCCGUUGCUGGACACGCUACGUACCUCGUUCUCGUUCCUAAGUCGGGCACUUGCACCCGCUCCGCUUAGGCGCAUCGUGAGGCUCGUGCUUGGCGUGGCAGAUCAGGUCGUUUCCGAUGCAGUAGUCAACAGGCACACCUUCUCGAUCCACGGCGGGCGGCAGCUGCAGGCGGAUCUAACUGCUGUUAUUCAGGUUGUAGAGACCGCAGUCGGCUCGAAGGGUGAAGGCGUUGCCGGCAUAGGGUUGCGGCUUUGGGCAGAAGGUUGCAAGUUACUCGGCCUCCCUGUAAAGGGAAGCGUGAGAGCUGGGGGAGGCGAUGAGUGGGAAGCGUGGGAUGAUGAGGCGGAAGAGGGUGGUGGAAGGGGCGACACGUUGGGCCUAUGGGAGGUGGAAAAGAGGCUCUUUGCGGAUAAUCAGAGCGCGAGGGUCGUGCUGGAGGAGUUGGGGAUUGAAGCGCUGCAGGUCCCGGAGGCGAGAGCGGUCAUUAGGCGUAGGGUCGAGAUUGCUGGUUGAUUUCAUAAAUUACACACUUGUUUGCCACUGUCUGAGGUGCCUCAAACUGCUGUCACGAACCUGAAUACCAUGCUUUUGAACGGUCAGGAAGCUCAUUGGGCCACCUCAGACGGCGCUGAACAGGCGCAUGCAGACUAUAAGUGCUAAUGUACGACGUCUUCAAGCAUCACCAUUUAAGAAAUCAUGGUUUGAUUUCACACACUUCUUUCGUUUAUUUCUUCUACAAUCGAUGUAUGUACGCUCUUUUGCCACCGUCUGAG
Molecule: messenger RNA, 2818 nt
Organism: Mytilinidion resinicola
Lineage: Eukaryota; Fungi; Ascomycota; Dothideomycetes; Mytilinidiales; Mytilinidiaceae
Product: RINT-1 family protein-like protein
Exons: 4
Coding region: 90-2558 (822 amino acids)
Biological process (GO): regulation of ER to Golgi vesicle-mediated transport; retrograde vesicle-mediated transport, Golgi to endoplasmic reticulum; endoplasmic reticulum to Golgi vesicle-mediated transport
Cellular component (GO): Dsl1/NZR complex
Source: RefSeq, a predicted model, not a curated record